UUAAAACAGGCAAACAAGCCAGUCGAAUUUAUGAUUUAAUGCAUUAAUCUGAACAGAAAAAUAUGACUUGUUUAAAAUGAAAAAUGAAAUGCUUUGAUUUUUUUCUUUUCCAGCUCAUUUCAAGAUGUUUUGCCAUGGUUGCCAACAGUCGCAGCAUGCAUAAUGGACCAAUAUACGAACUGCGGACCUACAGCAUUUACCCUAAAGACUUCAAAAGCUUUAUCCAACUGUCAGCAGAGCACCUGCAUUUAAGAACCAAACAUUCUAAGCUGACCGGGUACUGGAUCAGUGAGAUAGGGGGAAUCAGUGAUGUUGUUCACAUUUGGGAAUACGAUUCUCUGAAGCAUAGAGCAGGGGUGAGAGAGGCACUGGCACAUGACCCUAAUUGGCUUGCUCAGUACAUCAGUAAGAUAAUGCCUAUGUUGGAUCGUCAAGAUAAUGUACUGCUGAAACUGACCAGCAAGGGCAGCCUAGUACAGGCAGACAGUGGAGGUGUGUAUGAACUUUGCUGCACUGAAAAACCUUUGAAGGAUCUCCCCAAGGAAAAAGGAGAUGCACAGUUACUUGGAACCUUUUCCUCUCUCAUAGGAUCUCUCAGUUCAUCAUACCAGUUGUGGCAUCACAAAUCUAUUGAUGACAUUGUUACCAGUGCAGCAGGAGGCUCUUAUGGAUCUUACUGUACUAGAAGUCGCCUUCUGCUUCCCACUGCUUGGUCCCCAAUGAAGUAAACAAAAAAAAAAUGCUGCAUUUUUGGAGGAUUGAAAUAUAUAAAUUUUGGGAGAAAUAAUUUGGGAAGACCAAAAAAUG
This is a messenger RNA of Saccostrea cuccullata (small rock oyster), 807 nucleotides long. RefSeq names its product protein NipSnap homolog 3A-like. Gene Ontology annotation, cellular component: mitochondrion. The transcript has 5 exons. Lineage: Eukaryota; Metazoa; Mollusca; Bivalvia; Ostreida; Ostreidae. The coding region runs from base 84 to 728 and encodes 214 amino acids. The record is from RefSeq and is a predicted model, not a curated record.